AGGCUCCUUCCCAGCAUCAGAGUCAUGAUUUCCAACUUGCUGAAAUGGGCUGCUUUCAUUUGGACUGUGAAUUAUAUUCCUCGCAUUUUUGGAAUGGCAGUGAGCGAACACACAGAUGGCUCAUGUCCUUCUAUGAAUGUGGAAGAACACAGGUUUUCUGAUGUUCUAGAUCGUCCUUUGGAAAUCACAGGGUUUGAUCUCACAGAGAAGUUUCUUCUUAGAAAGGGAACAGUCAUGGAAGACCUGCCGUCCUUUCGAUUGGGAAGCAGUCCACUUAUCAAGCCUACAAAAUUAAUAUUUCCAAAUGGGCUUUCAAGUGAGUACUCCCUGGUUUGCAUUUUCCGGGUGAGAAGAACAACCAAGAAAGACCGCUGGUAUCUCUGGCAGAUAUUUGACCAAUCAGGUGGCAGUCAGGUUUCCGUUGUGGUUGACGGUGGAAAGAAAGCGGUGGAGUUUUCUUAUCAAGGCCUGACAAAGAACGCUCUCCGCUACACAUUUAAGAGCCGUGAACUGCUUGCCCUCUUUGAUCGCCAGUGGCACAAGCUGAGCAUUUCUGUACAGAGUAACAUGGUCUCCAUUUAUAUGGACUGCAAUCUAUUAGAAAGGAGACUGACAGAUGAGAGGGACACCAUUGACUCCAGCGGACGCACACUCAUCACCACACGAGUGGAGGACGGACGGCCUGUAGAUAUUGAAGUGAGACAAAUUCUGAUCUACUGUGACCCUUAUAUGGCUGAGAUGGAAAAUUGCUGCGAGCUGCUAAAACCAAAGUGUGGAGUCGAGACAUUUAAUGGGACUUCCCCUCCCCUGGUUACAGCCCAGAUGCCCCUGAUGCUGUCUCAGCCGGCCUCGCGGUCAAUUGACAGAUGUCACUGUCCAGAUGAAAAGGUACAAUCAAUUCGGCCCAACAAGGGGUUCUAA
This is a messenger RNA of Menidia menidia (Atlantic silverside), 921 nucleotides long. Lineage: Eukaryota; Metazoa; Chordata; Actinopteri; Atheriniformes; Atherinopsidae. The record is from the annotation of a GenBank genome assembly.